UGCCUGUUACGCUUUCGUUCUCGUGCAGCACGACGUCCGUGGCGAAGCGCCUGAGUUGUCUGGCUACAUCGACCCCGCUUCCCGGCCGUCAUGGAGCCUAAGAAGACGGGCCCGAAGCACAAGCCUGUCAAAGGAAGUGGCAAGAAUUCGUCCGUGAGCUCGAUCCACAGCGUCAUGGAACAACUGGAUCAGUAUGAAAAGAGUGUCCUGGACCGUACAAGGAAGUCUGACAUGACGAUACCUGUUGUCGGCGGCAUGACCCUGUCGCCAUCGCGAUCACGGCAGAAACUCAUCAAACAAUCGAAUUCCAAAGCAGAUUUGGCACUGCCGCAUGCCCACCAGCACCACGCGACGACACCUCUCCCACCGAACACCCCGACUGCUCUAAAGACCUUGGAUCUGGUGCAGUAUCUCGAGCAAGCAGUUCCCCACAGUGCGAUCCUCGACCAACAACCGUUCACACGGAGCUAUCUCCCCCUGCGUCUCUUCUCCGAUACGUCCGACACCUCCGCCCAGGAGUGGAUUCGGACCGGACCGAAGAAGGCCGUGGGCCUCAGUGUGAACGAAGAAACGGGGGUGGUGGGCAACUGGUCCAACUGCACUGUCACAGCGUUUGAUGCCAAGCUCGACAUGUUUGUGGUGUCGUGGAUGGCGGGCGGUCGCAUCGGCCCCCCUCUCGUUCCCCGCGUUUAUUUGUGCUUUGAAGUGGAGUCGCAUCAAGGGUUUGUCGCCCGAUUACAUGAAUGCGUCCGCCGCCGCCGAGAAUCCGAAGCCCGCCUAAGAUUUUCCCUCUACGUUGAGAGCAUGCCCAACGACGUUGAAGCCCAACUCGACUCGGACCGAGUCAACAGCAUCCUGUCGUACACUCUGUCGUCGUCGCGGCUGUCCUCAAAUGCCCGCACAUCGAAGUUGCUCGAGGAAGUCAACGAAGAGUACAUGCGGACCAUGAACACUCUGAUCCUUGAAACCAAUUUGGCUGACGUGCAACUCGAAUUCCCCAUGCUGUUGUACCCGACCCGAAUGCCGCCGCGACCGCCUCCCGAGCGCGGGGUCGUCUCCGUCGCGUGCUACGAUUACAACGAUCGUUUCAUCUGCGCAACCCGCGACUCGUUUUUGAGCUCGUUGCCAGCCAUUCGCGCCCUCUUGGACGUUCGACACUAUUCAAACAACAUCAUGAGCCAAAUGUUGUUGAAGACCGAGCAAGCGGUCGACUUAAUGGACGGCGCGCGCGCGGCGCGAUCGGUGGUCGUGGUGGACUUUGUCACGACGCAAAACCAAGUCAACCAAAACGCGAUGCGAUUUCUGCGAGACAACUGGACGCGUGCCGCGGCCAAGGCGAUUCAAGUGCACAUGGGCAGCACGGACGUCCCGGGACUGUACAACUUGACCGAAAGCCAUCGCAACUUGUACGAUGGCACGUGCCUGCAACGAAUUCUCCGCCGCGUCAACUUUAUGGCGCAGGAUGCGCUGCGAAACUUGCUCUACCACACGUUCCACGCGUACGCGGCGUUUCUCGAACACAUGUGCGCCAAAACCGUCGUGAUCCGGGACACGAACGACGUCGACGUGUCAUAUUCGGACGAAACACUCAAGACGUGCAACAACUACACGCCGCUGUUCAAGGUCGACGUGGUGGUGUCGGCGGAUGUGAAGGUGCUCAACCAAGACGCGAUCGAUGAACGUCAAGCCAAGAUCAAUGCAUGGCACGAAGACAACAAAGACGACAGUGAAAAGUGCCCGAUUGACCCGGUCGAGUCAGUCGAAGGACACGAUUUCGAGUACGCCACGCCCCCGUCGGCGUUCCUCGAGGCCGCGACGUCCCAAUUCGACACGGUCUUGUCGCGUGUAAAAGCGCUGGAGCUCAUCGAGCGCCUUGUCAUGGACCGCUUGUUCUGGCCUCAGCAAGAUUGCAUCCAGUGCAUUGACGUGACGGAAGAGUGGGUGCAGAACCUCAUACGCCGUGUCCAGGAGUGCUUGACCGCGGCGCUGGCGCCCAUGGAAGACUACCAUCGCAUCAUCAGCAAGUAUGUGCCGCUGCUCAACUUGAGUGUCGCCGACUACCUCGGAGGGCUGGUGAAGACGCCCGAGCCCAAAUCGAAGGAGGAAGAUGCAGACGCGACCGAAGUCGACGUGACGCCGCCGAUGGAACUCAACGAGCUGCGCCGGGUGAUCCAAAAACACCGCGACGCCGAACGCAUGAUACUCAACUGUAUUCCCGCGCAACCGAUCAACCUCGGCAUUGUGUCGGUGGACGUCUCCAACAUUCGCACGAUUCUAGCCAAGAAGCACAGCGAAAUCCACACCAAGUUGCUCGAGACUCAAGUGAGCUACUGCUACCGCCUGUCGACCAAACUCACGGGCAAUUUUGAAGAGAUCAACGCCAACUUGGCCGUCACGCCCAAGGACGUCGAAGGGUUGACGCAAUUGCAAGAGUACAUUGCGAGUGUACCUGCCGCGAUCCAACCGCUUCAAGACGAGAUCCGCGUCAUGCUGUCCAACAACGACUUGGUCGACGAGUUUCAGUUUAUGGUGUCGGAUGACCACCUUCGGUUGAAGUGGAACGUGCUGGGGUGGCCCACCCGCAUUGCGACCCAAAGCGCUCGGUUCAAGUGGGCACUCGAAGAGCGAAAAGUCAAGUUUGCCAAGCAAAUGGAGGCCGAACAGGACCGAUUUGAAAAAACAUUGAGCUCGCUCGUCGAAGAAGUCGACGCGUUUUCGCGGUACGACAACUUGAGCCACGUCGAAGACAUUGCGCACCACGCCAUGUCGGUGCAAAAGAAACUCGACCAGGCGACGCAGGACGCGGCCGUGUUCAACUCGCGCGAAACGUUGUUUGGGAAGGAAGUGACGGCGUACGACAUGCUGGCGGUCGCCAAGAAGAACUUUGAGCCGUAUAACAUGCUCUGGUCAUCGUCGUACAACUGGAUUCAGUCGCGAAAGCAGUGGACGCAGGGCAGCUUCACGGACGUCAACGCCGACGAAAUCGAAAAGGCGGUCGACACGUACGGGACGUCGAUCCAGAAAGCAGCCAAGUUCUUCUCGAACAGCGGCAACGACGCAUGUGCCAAGAUCGCGGACACGAUCAAAGAACAAAUCAACGUGUUCAAACCGUACGUUCCGCUCAUUGUGGCGCUGCGAAACCCGGGGAUGCGUCCGCGCCACUGGAACGAACUCAGCCGCGUGCUUGGGUUCACCCUCGAAAUGGACGAAAGCUUCACGUUGAACUCGAUUUUUCGCCUCAACUUGCUCGACCAGAUCGAUGACAUUGUCAAGGUCAGCGAAGCGGCCGGCCGCGAGUACCAAAUUGACGUGGCGCUGACAGCCAUGAAGAAACAGUGGGAAACCAUCGAGUUACAGAUCAUUCCGUAUCGAGAGACCGGCACGUACAUAAUCAAAGGCGUCGACGAGAUCCAAAUCGUGCUGGAUGAGCACAUCACGAUGACGCAAGCGAUGAUGUUUUCGUCGUUCAAAGGACCGUUUGAGGAGCAAAUCACGGAAUGGAACAUAACGUUGCAACUCGUGAGCGAAGUCCUGGAAGAGUGGCUCGCCGUCCAGCGAUCGUGGCUGUACCUGCAGCCGAUCUUUGAAUCGCCCGAUAUCAACAAGCAACUGCCGCUGGAAGGGAAGCGCUUUGCGUCCGUGGACAAGAACUGGCGCCAGACACUGAGUUCGGGCAAGACGAAACCGAGGGCAGUCGAGUUUUGCAACUCCCCCAAGCUGCUCGAGAAAUUCAAAGAGAGCAAUGUGUUUUUGGACAUGGUGCAAAAAGGAUUGAGCGACUACUUGGAGGUGAAGCGGUCGAGCUUUGCGCGAUUCUACUUUUUAUCGAACGACGAGCUGCUCUCGAUUUUGUCCGAGUCGAAAGACGUCAAGCUCGUGCAGCCCCACUUGAAAAAGUGCUUUGAAGGGAUCGUAAAGGUCGAGUUCCAAGAAGACUUGACGAUCACGGCCAUGAUCUCGGCCGAAGGCGAGCAAGUCCACAUGCACGAACCCAUUGACCCGAACGGCAAGAACGUCGAGUUUUGGAUGUUGGAAGUCGAAAACAUGAUGCGAACGUCGAUUCGAGACAUCAUGCACCAAGCGAUCCUGGAUUACAUUCGCGUCGACCGGUCCAAGUGGGUGCAAAAGUGGCCCGGCAUGUGCGUGCUAAACGCGAGUCAAAUGCACUGGACGCGCGAAAUGGAAGAAGCCAUGGACCAGUUCGGCGCGGAAGGCGUCAAGUCGAUGUUGCAGCGACAACUGGGGCAGUUGGCGGACAUGGUCAAGAUGGUCCGUGGUAACCUGGACAAGAUGACUCGCAUCACCAUGGGCGCAUUGACCGUCAUUGACGUGCACGCCCGCGACGUGACAAAGAAACUUGUGGCCAACAACGUUCAAGCAAAGGCAGACUUUUUGUGGAGCUCCCAGCUGAAGUACUUUUGGGACAACGACUUGUUUGCCCAGAUGGUGACGUCCCGACGUCCGUACGGCUACGAAUACUUGGGCAAUUCGUUUCGGCUCGUGAUUACCCCAUUGACGGACAAGUGUUACUUGACCUUGAUGGGGGCGUUGCAAAUGAUCCUGGGCGGCGCGCCGGCGGGCCCGGCCGGAACGGGAAAGACCGAAACAACAAAAGAUCUGGCCAAGGCGCUGGCCAAGCAGUGCGUCGUGUUCAACUGCUCCGAUGGUCUCGACUUCAUUGCCAUGGGCAAAUUCUUCAAAGGCUUGGCAUCGUGUGGGGCUUGGGCGUGUUUCGAUGAAUUCAAUCGUAUUGACAUCGAAGUGCUGUCUGUGGUGGGCCAGCAAGUGAUGACGCUGCAGCUGGGCAUCCGCCGCGGCGAACAGCGCAUUAUCUUUGAGGACUCGGACAUCAAGUUGAGCGAUCAGUUUGGUGUGUUUAUCACGAUGAAUCCCGGGUAUGCCGGUCGAUCCGAGCUGCCCGACAGUUUAGCAGCUCUUUUCCGCCCCGUUGCCAUGAUGGUGCCCGAUUACGCCUUGAUCGGGGAAAUCAUGUUUUUCGCGUACGGCUUUGCCGACGCGCACGCCCUUGGCGCAAAGAUGGUCACGACUUUCAAGCUGUGCUCGGAGCAACUGUCGUCGCAAAGCCACUAUGACUACGGGAUGCGGGCCGUGAAAACCGUGAUUACUGCCGCGGGAAACCUGAAACGAUCCGACCCAGACAUGGACGAGGACGUGCUUCUCCUCCGCGCAUUGCAAGAUGUAAAUUUGCCCAAAUUCUUGGCCCACGACAUCCCGUUGUUCAACGGGAUCAUAUCGGACUUGUUCUUGGGCAAAUGCCGGCCAGUCAUUGAUCUGGGGGCGCUCAUUUCGGUGAUCAAGCUCAAGACACAGCACAUGGGGCUCCAACCCGUGCCGUACUUCUUGACCAAGUGCAUUCAGCUUUAUGAAACAAUUGUGGUGCGCCAUGGUCUGAUGGUAGUGGGAGCCACCGGCGGGGGCAAGUCGGCCAACAUCGAAGUCUUGGCCGAAGCGCUGGGCGAGCUCAAGAGUCGUGGGGAGACUGGCUUUGCGUACGAAAACGUGAUCAAGUACCAGCUCAACCCGAAAUCGAUUACGAUGGGCCAGCUCUACGGCGAGUUCGAUGCCAACACGCACGAGUGGCAAGAUGGCAUUUUGAGCACGCUGUACCGUGUCGCAGCGUCGUGCACCAAGCCAGAUCGCAAGUGGAUCAUUUUUGACGGGCCCGUCGACGCCAUUUGGAUUGAAAACAUGAACACUGUCUUGGAUGACAACAAAAAACUCUGUUUGAACUCGGGCGAAAUGCUGCAAAUGAGCUACCAGAUGACCAUGAUGUUUGAAGUGGAAGACCUGUCCGUGGCGUCGCCGGCGACUGUGAGCCGUACCGGAAUGGUGUACAUGGAACCGAGCACGUUGGGCCUCCAGCCUUUGGUCACGAGCUGGCUAGAAAAGUUCCCCAACUCCCUCCAGCCAUUCGCGAUUCAUUUCUUGAAGCUGUUCGACGUGUACUUGUACUCGACCGUCGCAUUCAUGCGAUCGUUUCUCGUGGAGCUCGUCCCGACGAUCGACAACAAUUUAUGCCAGAGCCUCAUCAGCAUUCUCAACUGUUUCUUGUCGCCGUAUCUCGCGGCCGAGCCAGCUACGCCGGAUGCAACGUUCAAGCAAGACAUCGAGCCCAUCUUCGUGUUUGCCCUGGUCUGGUCCGUUGGCGCCACGACCAACGACAGCGGCCGCAGUCGGUUUGACGCGUUCCUGCGGUUGCAAAUGCUGAGCAACAACAUGAAUCCAGUCGUCCCGCCGAAAGGACUUGUGUACGACUACUCGUAUUCGAUGAAAGAGCACAAGUGGAUCUCGUGGAUGGACACGAUCGCUCCGUACCGAGUGCCAGCUCAAAUUUCGUUUGCCGAAAUAGUCGUGCCAACGUCGGACAGCGUGCGCAACACGUUUCUUCUGGAACAACUCAUCAAGAUCGAGAAGCAUGUUCUCAUGGUCGGCGCGACCGGGACGGGAAAAACUGUCAACAUUUCUCGAUUCCUCGCGUCGCUCAACGCAGACUACAUGCCCAUUGCCAUGACAUUCAGCGCCCAAACAAGCGCCAACCAGACUCAAGAUUUGUUGGACAGCAAGAUGGAGAAGCGUCGAAAAGGCGUGUUUGGUCCGCCCGCCGGGAAGAAAUUUGUCGUAUACGUGGACGACUUGAACAUGCCCAAGCGCGAAAAGUACUUUGCGCAGCCGCCGCUCGAGUUGAUUCGGCAGUGGUUUGACCAAGGCGGGUGGUACGACCGAAAGCUACUGCAGUUUCGAAGCAUCAUUGACGUGUUGUACGUGGCGUCGAUGGGCCCUCCUGGUGGUGGCCGAAAUCCCAUCACGAUGCGCUUGUUGCGGCAUUUCAACGUCGUGUGCUACGCCGAACUCAACGAUGAGAACAAGGCGAUCAUUUUCAGUACGAUCUUGUCGAGCUUCCUCGCGUCGUUCGUGCCGGAAGUGCAAAAGCUCGACAAGGACUGUGUCCAAGCGUCGAUUCACGUGUACAACACGAUAUGCCAAGAACUGCUCCCGACACCCGCCAAGAGCCACUACACGUUCAACCUACGUGAUUUGGCCAAGAUUUUCCAAGGAUGCUUGAUGUGCGACUCGCGCAAAGUCCAAGACGGGCACGGCUUCAUGCGGCUGUGGGUGCACGAAUGCAAACGCGUAUUUGAGGAUCGCAUGGUGUCCCACGACGACCACCAGUGGUUUGCCAAUCUGUUGCGGGCCACAAGCCUCACGUUUUUCAAAACGGACUACAACGAGAUCGUCAAGACGCCGUACUUGAUGUACGGCGACUACUUGGUGCCGGGUGCUGACCCCAAGAUCUACGAAGAAGUCGUGGACGUCACCAAGUUGCUGCCGAUCAUUGAGGAGUAUUUGAUGGAACACAACGCGGAGAGCAAGACGCCGAUGCCGUUGGUGUUGUUUAUCGACGCUGUCGAACAUGUAUCUCGCAUCUCACGCAUCAUUCGCCAGCCUUUGGGCAACGCGCUCUUGCUUGGUGUAGGUGGCAGCGGUCGUCAGAGCCUGACCAAGCUCGCUACAUUUAUGGCUGGAUACAAAUGCUUCCAAGUCGAAAUCGUCAAGGGAUAUGGCAUGGUGGAAUGGCGCGACGACGUCAAGAAGUGCCUGCUCAUGGCGGGCUUGAAAGACAGCCCAGUGGUGUUUUUGUUUUCCGAUGUCCAAGUCGUGAAUGAAACGAUGCUGGAGGAUCUCAACGGCGUCCUCAACUCGGGGUCCGUCCCCAACUUGUACGGCCCCGAGGACAUGGACCAAAUCGUGAACGCGUGCAAGAUCGACUGUCAAAAGAAGCAAAUCCCCCCGACAAAAACCAACAUCUUUUCGCAGUACAUUGUCCGCGUCCGGCGCAACAUCCAUCUUGUGAUUUGCAUGAGCCCGAUCGGAAAUGCAUUUCGCGAUCGAUUGCGAAUGUUUCCAUCGCUUGUCAACUGCUGCACGAUCGACUGGUUCAGCGAGUGGCCCGCGGAAGCCCUCAACUCGGUCGCGACGGCCAUCCUGAGCGACGGCAAUUUGAAAUUAGGCAACGCCGACCAGAUGCAGCAUCUCGUGGAAGUGAUCAAGUCGAUCCACCAGAGUGUCGAGGUCAAGUCGAAGGAGUAUUUUUCGAUCAUGCGGCGGUACUUUUACGUGACCCCCACGAGCUAUCUCGAACUUCUCUCGACUUUCAAAACCGUGCUCGUGUCGAAACGGGAAGAAGUCAACACGAUGAAGUUCCGUCUGCAAAACGGUGUGGACAAACUGAGCGAGACCAAGGUGAUUGUCGCAACGAUGCAAAACGACCUGGUCGAGUUGCAACCCGUGCUUGCCGCGACCCAAAUCGAAGUCGAACAAAUGAUGGUGCAAAUCACGAAAGAUCGUGCCGAUGCAGACGUGACCAAAGCUGUCGUGGAAAAGGAGGAAGCGAACGCAUCGACCAAGGCCCGUGCGACCAAAGAAAUCGCCGACUCGGCCCAGCGCGACCUGGACGAGGCGCUGCCGGCCCUCGACGCCGCUGUCGCAUGCUUGAACAAGCUCAAAAAGUCCGACAUCGACGAAGUCAAGUCGCUCAAAACACCCCCAAGCGGUGUCAAGUUGACCAUGGAAGUGGUCUGCCUCCUCUUCCAGCACAAACCGACAAUGAAAGCCGAUCCAGACAAGCCCGGCAAGAAAAUCGCCGAUUACUGGGACGUUGCACAGAAGGUUGUGCUGGCGAACGCCAACAAGUUUCUCGAGUCUCUGUUUACGUUUGACAAAGAUAAUAUCCCCGACGCCACCAUUGUCAAAGUCCAGCCAUACAUUGACGAUCCAAACUUUACGCCUGAAAUGAUUGAGAAGUCGUCGAAAGCGUGUACGGCCAUCUGCAUGUGGGCUCGAGCUAUGUACACGUACCAUUUUGUCGCCAAGUCAGUCGAGCCGAAGAAGAAAGCGCUGGCGGAAGCACAGACCGAAUUGGAUGCUACCAUGGAAAUCCUGCGCGGGGCUCAAGCAGGGUUGAAGCAAGUCACCGAUCGCUUGGCCGAACUCGAACGGAGCUACAACGCCGCGAUCACCAAGAAGGAAGAACUCGCAGCCAAAGUCAUUCAGUGCCAAGUGCAGCUGGCCAAUGCAGACAAACUCAUUGGCGGUCUCGGAGGUGAAGAAACACGAUGGAAGGCGACUGUCGCGCAACUGAACGAAGACUACAACAACCUCACAGGCGACGUGCUCGUUAGUGCCGGCACAAUCAGUUAUCAGGGCGCGUUCACCGCCGAAUUCCGAGAAUCGCUUGUAACGAGCUGGCACGGUGCGCUCCAAGAGCACUCGGUGCCCCAUUCGAGAGGCUGCGACAUUGUCGUCACGUUGCAAGAUCCCGUGAAGCUUCGCACGUGGCAAAUUGCCGGGCUGCCAACCGACUCGGUGUCGACGCAGAAUGGCAUCAUCAUUUCCCGAGCGCGAAGGUGGCCUCUCAUGAUCGAUCCACAAGGUCAGGCAAACCGAUUUGUAAAGAACCUCGGGAAGGAAAAAGCCCUGUGUGAAAACGGCAUGGACGUGGUCAAGCAAUCGGACAAGAACUUUUUGCGCGCCCUCGAGAACGGAAUUCGUUUUGGCAAGUGGGUUGUUCUCGAAAACGUAACGGAAGAACUCGACGCGGCCCUCGAACCCGUCCUGUUGCAGCAAAAAUUCAAGCAAGGUGGGCAGGACGUGAUUCGGCUCGGGGAAAACAUCAUCCCGUACAACGACUGCUUUCGGUUUUACAUGACGACGAAGCUCGCCAACCCACACUAUCCCCCCGAAGUGUGCGUGAAGGUUAGCUUGCUCAACUUUACGAUCACGAUGAAAGGUCUUGAGGAGCAGCUCCUGAACGUCGUCGUGCAAAAAGAAAUGCCCGAGCUCGCGGAGAAGAAGAACGAGCUCGUGUUGUCCAAUGCGGAGUCGAAAAAACAAUUGUACGACAUUGAGAACCAGAUCCUGUACUUGCUGUCGCAUUCGCAAGGCAACAUCUUGGACGACACAAACCUGAUCGAGACGCUUGCGUCGUCCAAGCAAACGUCGGCGAUUGUCGUCGAAAAGAUGAAGGAAGCCGAAGAAACGGAGAAGGAAAUCGAUGCGCGGAGCAAUGGGUAUCGUCCAGUGGCGUACCGGGCGGCGCUCCUCUUCUUCUGCAUCGCCGAUUUGUCCCGCGUUGAUCCGAUGUAUCAAUAUUCGCUGCCGUGGUUCACCAACAUCUUUGUUCGAGCCAUUCUAGCAGCCAAGCCGUCCAGUGUCCUCGACCAACGCCUCCAAAACCUCAACGACACGUUUACGUACUCGGUGUACAAAAACGUGUGCCGGUCGCUGUUUGAAAAACACAAGCUCCUGUUUUCGUUCUUGCUCACCAUCAAGAUCCUUCAAGGCAGCAACCUCAUCAAUGCGCUCGAGUGGCGGUUCCUGUUGUCCGGCAUGGCCCCCGGCUCGGUCGCUCUCGACAACCCCGCUCCGCAGUGGCUGGAAGGGUACGCGUGGACAGAGCUGUGCCGUCUGUCGUCGUUGCCAGCCUUUGUGGGGUUUGCAGAGUCGUUUGGCGCGCAGAAGGACGCGUAUCGAGCUUUGUUUGACAGCAGUGAGCCGCACAUGGUUCAACUUCCAGGCGGAUGGCAUGACAUGCUGGACGGGUUUCAACGCCUUUGCGUCCUGCGCAGCCUUCGACCAGACAAGAUGAUGCAAGGCAUUCAGAACUUGGUUAUUGAGAAACUUGGCAAGGAAUUCAUUGAACCGCCUCCGUUCGACUUGCAGGAAACGUUUGAGGACUCGACGCCUGUGUCGCCGCUCAUCUUUGUCUUGUCGCAAGGCAGUGACCCGGCCAAGGACUUGCUCACGUUUGCGAUAGCGACCAAAAUGGACUCGAAGCUCAAGAGUAUCGCUCUGGGGCAAGGCCAAGGCGCGCUCGCUGUCCGGUUGAUUGAAAACGCUGUGCUCAAGGGGGAAUGGGUCUUGCUGCAAAACUGCCACUUGGCGCUGUCGUGGAUGCCCGACCUGGAACGCAUUUGCGAAGAGCUCGAUCCUGCGAAACUCCAUGUGGACUUUCGUUUGUGGCUCACGAGCAUGCCCACGCCGGUGUUUCCAACGUCCGUGCUGCAGAAUGGCGUGAAAAUGACCAAGGAAGCGCCCAAAGGCUUGCGUGCGAAUCUCAAAAACACGUACUUCAAGCUGAACGACGACAGCUUGACCAAAACCAACAAACCUGGCGUGUUUCGAAAGCUCUUGUUUGGACUGUGCUUUUACCACGCGAUCGUGUGUGAGCGCAAGCGAUUCGGCGCGUUGGGCUGGAACAUCCCGUACUCGUUCAAUGAAACGGACCUCGACAUUAGUGUCGCUCAGCUCCAAAUGUUCUUGGACACGUACGACCAAGUCCCGUUUGAGGUGCUGCAAGUCAUGACGUCGAUGAUCAACUACGGCGGCCGCAUCACCGACGACAAGGACAUGCGGACAUCCGACGUGAUUCUCAUGACGUAUUUCACCUCCGACAUCUUGACGGACGGAUACAAGUUUUCGUCGAGCGGAAUUUAUUUCUCCAUUCCAUGCAACCCCAAGGCACCGUAUGCGUCGUACGUGGACUACAUCAACUCGCUUCCGAUCAACCCCGAGCCAGAAGUGUUUGGAAUGCACGACAAUGCCAACAUCACGUGUGCGCAAGCCGAGACGUACGACAUGUUUGACAUUAUCCUGAGCCUGCAGCCACGCAUGACUGCCGGAGCGGGCAAGUCCCGAGAAGACACGAUCGCGGACGCGGCGAAAACGAUUGAGACAAGUUUGCCGGCGAAUUUCGAUCUCGAGUUUGUCCAAGUCAAGUACCCUGUCAUGUACACUGAAAGUAUGAAUACGGUGUUGGCGCAAGAAGUCGAGCGCUUCAACAAACUGCUCAGCGUCAUGAAGGAUACGCUCAAGCAAGUCCAGAAGGGCCUCAAGGGUCUCAUUGUGUUGUCGUCCGAGCUUGAGAGCAUGGGCAACAGUUUGUACGAUCAAAAGGUGCCGACGUUGUGGGAAGGCAAGGCAUAUCCGUCGCUCAAACCGCUCACGUCGUGGGUCGCCGACUUGAUUGAACGACUCACGUUUAUUUCCAACUGGAUCGACAAGGGGAUCCCGACCGUGUUUUGGAUCUCGGGCUUCUUUUUUCCCCAAGGGUUUAUGACCGGCAUCAUCCAAAACCACGCGCGUCGACAAAAGCUCCCCAUCGACACACUCAGUUUCAAAUUUAUCAUGUUGCCGCAGGAGCUUGGCGACGUGACCGAGCGACCGGCAGAAGGAUGCUACGUCUACGGACUCUUCCUGGAAGGCGCGAGGUGGAACAAACAAUUGGAGAGCCUCGACGACCCGUUCCCAAAGGAACUGUUUGCAAAGAUGCCGCUGAUGCAUUUACAUCCACAGCAAAAACGAGAGGCUCCAAAGGGCGGCAUCUACCGCUGCCCAGUGUACAAAAUCCUGACCCGGACAGGGACGCUCAGUACAACCGGCCACUCGACCAACUUUGUCAUGUGGAUCGAAAUCCCGUCGAAUCGACCAACCAUUUGGCGGAAUUCCCUCGUCUCGGAAACGAACGCUCAAGUUCUGUUUUGCGAUCAAGAGUACUGGAUCAAGGCCGGAGUUGCGUGCUUCUGCAGUUUGCGAUACUAGAUCGCUUCGUUAUUUCCUCCAUGCAAUUUGCUGUUCCAUGCUCCAGUGAUGGCUCGAACAUGUCGCGUUUACGUGUCGGA
Molecule: messenger RNA, 12698 nt
Organism: Aphanomyces invadans
Lineage: Eukaryota; Oomycota; Saprolegniomycetes; Saprolegniales; Verrucalvaceae
Exons: 8
Coding region: 91-12618 (4175 amino acids)
Biological process (GO): microtubule-based movement
Cellular component (GO): dynein complex
Molecular function (GO): dynein light intermediate chain binding; minus-end-directed microtubule motor activity; ATP binding
Source: RefSeq, a predicted model, not a curated record